Molecule: messenger RNA, 1581 nt
Organism: Drechmeria coniospora
Lineage: Eukaryota; Fungi; Ascomycota; Sordariomycetes; Hypocreales; Ophiocordycipitaceae
Product: membrane transporter
Exons: 3
Coding region: 1-1581 (526 amino acids)
Biological process (GO): transmembrane transport
Cellular component (GO): membrane
Molecular function (GO): transmembrane transporter activity
Source: RefSeq, a predicted model, not a curated record
AUGGGCAUCGACGACGACCGCGAAGUGGACGAGGCCGCCCUGCCGGCCUACGUCGAGCAGGCCUACGGCGGCUACAGCAGCGGCGGCGAGGCGAGCGGCGAGGAGUCCAUCCUCCCCAAGGGCGCCCUCGACCCCGUCUACGAGGCCAAGGCUCGGGUCCUGAACCGCGCGGUCGGCGACAUCGGCAUGGGAUGGUACCAGUGGCAGCUCUUCGUCGUCGUCGGCUUCGGCUGGGCCAGCGACAACCUGUGGCCCAUCGUCACCUCGCUCAUCUUCACGCCCAUCGCCAACGAGUUCGACCCCGCGCGGCCGCCGCUCUUCACCCUCGCCCAGAACAUCGGCCUCCUCGCCGGCGCCGUCUUCUGGGGCUUCGGCUGCGACCUCUUCGGCCGCCGGUGGGCCUUCAACCUCACCCUCGGCCUCACCGCCCUCUGGGGUCUCGUCGCCGCGAGCGCGCCCACCUUUGCCGCCGCCGGCGUCUUCGCCGCCCUCUGGUCCUUUGGCGUCGGCGGCAACCUGCCCGUCGACUCGGCCAUCUUCCUCGAGUUCCUGCCGCGCUCGCACCAGUACCUGCUGACGGUCCUGUCCAUCGACUGGGCCCUCGCCCAGGUCGUCGCCAACCUCGUCGCCUGGCCGCUGCUCGGCAACCUCAGCUGCUCGCAGGCCGAGAAGCCGUGCGCGCGCGCCGACAACAUGGGCUGGCGCUACUUCGUCCUCGCCAUGGGCGGCCUGACCCUCGUCAUGUUCCUCGCCCGCCUCGCCCUCUUCCGCAUCUACGAGUCGCCCAAGUACCUCAUGGGCAAGGGCCGCGACGACGAGGCCGUCGCCAUCGUCCACGAGGUCGCCAGGCGCAACGGCAAGACCGUCGGCCUCUCCGUCGGCCAUCUCCGCGCCUGCGAGCCCGACGGCUACGUCGCCCGCACCGACGCCGCCGCCGCCGCCAAGCGCCAUCUCUCCAAGCUCGACGGCCACCAGGUCCGCGUCCUCUUCUCGACGCCGCGCCUCGCGCUGAGCACGAGCCUCGUCAUGGCCAUCUGGGCCUUCAUCGGCCUCGGCUACCCGCUCUACAACGCCUUCCUGCCCUACAUACAGGCGACGCGCGGCGCGAGGUUCGACGACGGCGGCACCUACGUCACCUACCGCAACAGCCUCAUCAUCUCCGUCCUCGGCAUCCCCGGCGCCCUGCUCGGCGGCUUCCUCGUCGAGCUGCCUCGCCUCGGCCGCAAGGGCACCCUCUCCACCUUUACCCUCCUCACCGGCGUCUUCCUCUACUGCUCGACGACGGCCCUCGACAGCACGGCCCUGCUGGGCUGGAACUGCGCCUUCAACUUCUGCAGCAACGUCAUGUACGCCGUCCUCUACGGCUACACCCCCGAGGUCUUUCCCACGCCCCAGCGCGGCACCGGCAACGCGCUGGCGGCGACGUGCAACCGCGUGUUUGGAAUCAUGGCUCCCAUCGUCGCCAUGUUUGCGAACCUCGAAACGUCGGCCCCCGUCUACACGAGCGGUGCCCUCUUCAUCGUUGCCGGCCUUCUCGUUCUCAUCCUGCCCUUUGAGUCGAGAGGAAAAGAGGCCCUGUGA